Molecule: messenger RNA, 570 nt
Organism: Penicillium verhagenii
Lineage: Eukaryota; Fungi; Ascomycota; Eurotiomycetes; Eurotiales; Aspergillaceae
Exons: 2
Coding region: 1-570 (189 amino acids)
Source: RefSeq, a predicted model, not a curated record
AUGUUUCAGGCCGUUGGUCGACAAGGAACUUUAUCCUCUAAAUUUUCAAGACCUCGACCUUUGUCUACUCCUGCAAACCCCACAUCACCACAUCAACAGCUCUUUAUCAAUACCAAGGAUACAAUGAAGCCAACCCUAUUUCUGCUCGGACUUCUAGCUGCGACAACCUCCGUUGUCGAGGGCAUAAUAUUCAAGAGUGGGAGUUCACCUCUUACAAGAUCAAACAGAAAUUGUGACGGCUCGAAUGCCAAUCCGCAGGUGGCGGCAAGCGACGGCACUGUCUCGUUUAAUCGAGCUGCAAAUUUACUUGUCACCGUCCCUAUCGUUUUGAAGGGAACCCCGAACGCCGCUUAUAACGUUCGUGUGAUCCAGAUUCCAUUUCCUAACCAGCAAUGCCCAUUGCCAAACUGUGCAAGUGGGGGCGGAACAUUGACGACGAACGCACAAGGGAUUGGAAACACCAAUCUUGUGCAGGCCGUGAACCCGGGUGCGACAGGGGUAUUCGUGGCCAUAAACAAAAAGAGUGACUGCAGCGAUUUUUUCACCAGUGGGGUGGUGGCAAUUGUCUAG